UUCCUGAGCUUCAACACACCUCGCCCCUACUACCGCCCUCUCCAGCUGACGACUGAAAGGUUUCGCUUUUAACAGUUCUGAUGAUGACAAAAACUGGUUCUGUCUUAUUUUGUAAGGGUUUUAACUUCCUUAGGUGGAGUUCUUAGGCAGGCAAAGAUGUUGUACACCGUGACCAAUUCAUUGGGCGAAGACGUCGGGGAAAUAGCUAUUUGGAUAGGAAAUAAGAUCUAACAACACGUAGCAGAAUACUUAAUGGCUUAGCCGCUCUCCCCAUCCCCCACAAGUUCCUGUCAUGGCUCGCCGCUCACAGUGCUCCUCUCAGGGGGACAACCCCCUGGACCCUCACUACCUACCUCCCCAUUAUCGAGAGGAGUAUCGGCUGGCCGUCGACGCUCUGGUGGAGGAGGACCUACAGGGAUAUUAUGAGUUCCUGCAGAGUGCAGAUGUGGUGGACUUCCUGUGUCUGCCAGAAGUGGACCACAUUAGGCGUUCAGUGCAGCUCCCCAGCCAGAACAUCCCGCCAGCGCUGCCGUACUUAGAGGCUGGGGACAAUGCGUCCUCUGACACUUACUGGCCCCUUCACUCUGACCUGGAGGCCCCAUCUCUGGACCUGGGCUGGCCUGAUCAUCACUGUUUUCUGGGGCCUACUGAGGUUACCAUGCUUGUGAACCCCUCGGACCCCAACAUGCCCAGUAUCAAGGAGCAGGCCCGCAGGCUAAUCAGUAAUGCUGAACAGGUAAUUGGUGUGGUAAUGGACAUGUUCACGGAUGUUGACAUCUUUGCGGACCUCCUGGAUGCUGCUAUGCGUAAUGUUGCCGUUUACAUCCUGUUGGACGAGCUGAAUGCACACUACUUCAGUGCUAUGGUCGCCAGCUGCAAAGUCAAUCUGGAGAAGAUCCCUCUAAUGCGAAUCAGGACUGUGUCGGGCACCACUUAUUUCUGCCGGACAGGAAAGUCUUUCAAGGGUCAGAUGAUGGACCGCUUCCUGCUGGUGGACUGCAAGGCUGUGCUCAGUGGGAAUUACAGUUUCAUGUGGUCUUUUGAGAAGAUCCAUCGUUGCAUUGCACACCUGUUCCUUGGGGAGCUGGUGACUACAUAUGAUGAGGAGUUCCGAAUCCUGUAUGCCCAGUCCCAGGCCCUUGUCACUGAAAGUGCCCUAGUUCCAUUGCCAGGAGAAAGUGGCUACAGCAGCCAUAUGACUCAGUCAUUCAGGGACCAUCUACCUAUGCAAAGCUCUUGCUAUGCUUCAAACUUGAGGCAGCCCUUUGGUGACAAAAUGGAUAUAGAGUAUAACAUGCUCCCAUUCAGAAGGGGUGAACCCUUCUGCAGCCCACUAGAGGCUUCCCAAAUGCAGAUGUACAGCAAUGUACACCCCUCCAAGCAUUUAAGAAUGGAGCAGUCUUUCAUGGAACAGGGCAGGUCUAUGAUGACCUCCAAGAAAAUGGAGAUGGCCCUCAAAAGGCACAGCUAUGCCGAGGGCAGCCAUGACAGCUAUGGGUCUUCUCAACAGUCGUCAAGGCAUCGAGUAAUGAACAACCUGGAAGAGAGUACACAUCUUUACAAGGAGCAGCAUUACUACCAUGAAGUUGGGUCAGGCUCAGGGCAUGGUAUAAAUUACAAUAUCAAGAGCCAAGGAUAUAAUCGGACAGACCAAUAUUUUGACAGUGGAUAUCCACUAGAGAUGGAACCACCUGGUGCCUACAGCCACAGAGCUGAUUACUUAUGUUCCAGUCCCUCCAAGGACAUUAUUCAUGACUCGGCAAAUCAUGACAAUAAUCCACAGAGUAUGAGCCAGCCAUAUAUCUGCCAGGCUUCCCCCACUCCCCUGCAUCAACCUGACUUGAGUGCUGUAAUGACUGAGGCCUCCCAUAAUCGGCAGCCACAAGAUCCUGGUACAAAGCAGGGGUUGCGGAAAUGGAGGAUAAACUCAUUCCUCUCUACCUUGGAAGAUGAUGAAGAAGCCCUGACAGAACCACUGGGGCCAGAUGCCUUUGAUGAGCUACCCAGAUUUUCAGAGGCAAAGUUGUGUACUCCAGAACCAUCAGUUGUCAAGUUUAAUACUGAAGAGUUCCCAAGGAUUAGCACAAGCAAACAAGAACUGAUACAACAAUAUAGCUGGUCAAACCAGCCUGAGGAACAAAAGCAUCCAUCUGGAAAACACGCUGCCAUGGCAACAGACUCCAAAGUGAUGCCAGAGGCUUCUGAGUCAUCCACUGCCACAAAAGAUGACAAAGCAGGGGAGAUGGAAGUAAGGGAGCCCAGAGAGAUCAGUAUAACCAAGCAAGAGUCAUUCCGCAGCAGAUUCAACCCUCUGCUUCAAAGAAGCUCUCGAUUAAGGUCUUCGCUGAUCUUCAGCUCAUGCAACUUGGAACAAAAUAGUUCAACGAUGAUAACUGCCUCUGGGCUUGAGUGUAAGGAAAACCGUAGUGAAGAGGAUAAUGACCACUUUAAAAAAUCCUCUGUUGUUGCCCAGAUUUUGGACAAAAAUCUGUCUGCAACAAGAAAACAGUUUGACUGGAGCAGUCACAGAAAGACAGCUGUAAAUGAAAACAAAAACCAAAUGUUGAAAGAAGAAUUAUCAAGUGAGAACGUAAUAAAGGAUCCUAAUAAGGAACCUAAGCUUGCAGAAAUAGCAGAACCUAAAGAUGACCAAAACAUGGCUUGUGACAAGGAGCUGUACAAAUGUGGCACAAACACAGAUAAGCAUGAGAUUGAAAAGGCCAGUAGACAUGAUGCAUCCAGCAUGGGGCUAACCGAUCCAGUGAAGUCAAUGCAAACCAAACCACUUAACUGGAGCAGUGACAAUAGGACAGCGGUACAUGAAGCCACCAACCAAAAAUCAGAAGAAUCAACUGAAGAGUCCAGUGUGAAAGCACCAGACAAUCCUCUACCAAAGGAAAAGCUGGCAGAAAUGGCACAAUGUAAGCUUCCACAAGCCGAAAAACCUAUCAUCACAGCUCCAACAGAACCUUUACCAAUCAUACCAUCAUUUAUAAAUAUGGACGAUCCAGAGAUGAGGUUCUUAUAUUUUAAACGAUUAGCUGCCGAAAGAAAAGCUGCAAAGUUGUCUAAGGAAUCUGCUGUUGCAGGCCCAGAUCUCCCAGAGAAUGUAACUGACACUAGCCUCAAAACGCCAGACAUAUCACAAAGUCUGGCUAACACUAAUAUGAAAAUGAAAGACAGCUCAGUGAUUGGGAAAGUACCUGCAGCUCAGGAAACCACACAGAAUCCAACAGAAACUCACACAGAGAAGCAUGAGAUUGAAAAGAUCAGCAGCCACAUUGCCACCAACAUGCCCCUAACUGAUCCAGUGAAGUCCCUGCAAAGCAAUACAUUUAAUUCGAGCAGUCGCAAUGUGACAGUGGUACAUGAAGCCACAAACCAAAAAUCUGAAGAAUCAACUGAGGAAUCCAGUGAGCAAUCACCUAAGGAUCCUCUACCAAAGGACAAAUCAAAGCUUGCAGAACUGGAACAGCUUAAGCUUUCACCUAAGGGAAAACCAAAAAUCAUUACAGCUCCAACAGAACCUUUACCAGUCACACCAUCAUUUAUAAAUAUGGAUGAUCCAGAGAUGAGAUUCUUAUAUUUUAAACAAUUAGCUGCCGAAAGAAAAGCUGCAAAGUUGUCUAAGGAAUCUGUUAUUGGAGGCCCAGAUCUCCCAGAGAAUGUAACUGGCACUACCCUCAAAAUGCCAAGCAUAUCAGAAAAUCUAGCUGACACUAAUAAAAUGACAGACAUCUCAGCAAUGAGGAAAGAACCAGCAGUUCAGGAAGCCACACAAAAUCCAACAAAAACUCUUAUUAAUGAACCAUCCAUCUCCACCACAUCAGCAGAACCCAUUUCAAAAAAGCCAGAGAUCUCAGUAGCGCCACAGUUGGAAAACCAAACUUCAGCAGUCAUACAUCCAGCAAGACCUGAUCUCCAAUAUAAGAACUCCCAACCGUCUGCUGAUGUCCCAGUGGCUACUAAUAGGUCACCAAAGUUGUUUGAAAAAGACAUUUCAAAACCACCUAAAGAUUCUCAAAGCCUGAACAUUUCUUGUGACAUGAAAAUACACCAAAAUGCCUCUGACACAGAGAAGCAUGAGAUUAAAAAUGCUAGUGGACAUAGUGCCACCAGCAAAACCUUAACCGAUCCAAGAAAGUCACUGCAAAACAAACCAUUUAAUUUGAGCAGUGACAAUGGUACAGUGUCACAUGAAGCCACAGACCAAAAAUCAAAAGAAUCAACGAGUGGGAAAUCGCCAAAGGAUUAUCUACCAAAAGAAGAAACUAAACAUGCAGAAAUGGCUUCAGAGACUUCUAAGUUGUCUGUGGCCAGAGCCCUAGAUCCCUCAGAGAAUAUAACUGACAGUAGCCUGAAAACAGCAGAUAUCACUCUAAAUCUAACAGACACUAAUAUGAAAAUGACAGACAUCUCAGUAAUUGAGAAAGAACCUGCCUCUCAGGAAGCCCCACAGAGUCAAAUAGAAACUCUCAUUGACAAGCCACUGACCUCCGUCACACCAGUGGACCCCAUUUCACACAUGCCAGAGGACAAGAACAUACACAGAGAUGCCACUGACACAGAGAAGCAUGAUAUUAAAAUACAUAGUACCACUAGCAUGGCUCUAACUGAUCCAGGAAAGCCACUGAAAAACAAACCUGACUCUAACUCAAACCUCAGUUUAACAGGCAGUAAUUCAGAGGUCAAGCAGGAUGUCAAGGCUAUGGAGAUGCACACCCAGAACCCUAGGGGUGUCAUAGGAACACUAGGCAAUGAGAAAUUGGCAGAAGUGGUAGCAGAAGAUAAGACAGUUUCCGAGACUGUACGUCCUCUUCCAGAAGUGUGCGAGAAGGCACCUUGCUUGGAAUCACAAAGCCACACCGAAGCAAAGCAAGCCACAGAAUUGGUGGUAACCAAGAGCAAAGAAGAGAAAGCUGACCAUAGGCCACAAUCAUCAGCUACUAACAAAGCCGGCCAAUCUCUUUACCAAACAUCCACCAACAGUGUGAUUUAUAGCUGCAACCUUAGAGAUGACACCAAGGUUAUCUUAGAGCAGAUCUCAGCCAACAGCCAAAACAGGGUUGAUCUGACUAAGAAAGAUGAAGGGAGCACUGACGAUGCCAAAAUGGGUAAGGACGAAAGAAGCGCGAAUAUAGAAGGCAGACCUUCUAAACCCCAACAGGGUGGAACCAAGUUUCGGCAUACUCCGGUUGACCCACAAGAGAGGGAAAACCUUUUGAAGAAGAUUGAGAAAAUGCGCAAAGAGAAGAAAAUCUACAGUCGCUUUGAGAUGGGAUCAUGACCACGGAUCACAAACAGGGGAGGAGAUCAUUAGGAAGAGGAACCACACCGUUGACGUACUCAGUGAUGUUUCAAAGUCGGAAGAAAGGUCCAACACCAUGACGCAGCUACAGCCUUGGACCUUAAAACAUCUGUGUCUGCUGUACAGUAGCUUAACAGAGCUCUUACACUAUUAGGUAAAUAAGUCAAAUGUGUGCCUGAUGUGUCUGCAUAUUCACUUUAUGGAUUACACUCUGGCACUCUAGCUUCAUUGAACACUGCAUGUCUGUCCUGCUGCUUGCAUUUUUUAGGUUCAUAUCGCCACAGAGGGGAAAUCACAAUGCAGGUUUAGCCAGUAUGGGCCUUUCAAGCCUAUGCCAGCAUUAGCUAUGUGUGCAGAGUGUAUGCUAGCAUAUAUUAAUCUAUCAAUAUUAUAGUUGAUUGUCCAUAAUUCCGUUAGCAUCAAACUGAAAGUCUUUAGCUAAACAAUUACUCAUUGCAGUUAGAUUGUUCUGUGUUUUUUUUCUUCUUUUAAAUCUAUGCAGAAUUUAGUUUAUACUGUUAUACAGUGAUAUAUAUAUAUAUAUAUAUAUAACAGUAUUAGGAUCAUAGCAAUAUUGAUCAUUUUUAUGUAAAUGGUACACCCUACAGCCUUGUCCUUGUGUGUGCUUUUAACUUUAUUUUAGUCCUACAAAUAUUUUUCUCAUCAUAUCUCAUCGAGGGGAAUUGUUCGCUUUCUGUAGUUAAAAAAAAAAAAAAAGUUUUUUAGUUAUUGUGACAGUUUUGGUGUGCAGUGAAGAAUAUUUUAGACAUUCACAUAUGUUUCUGAUGACCUGCUGCCUCUACAGUGGCUGGUAUAGGGACAUUUGGGAGUUUGCGGUCUACUGCGAGAAAAUACACUUAUGUUAACUCGCACAAAAGGUGCCAUUUAUGUGAAGAUUUACAACUUUGAUUGAUCAUUAUUAUGAUCAUGAUUAACAAUCAUUCAUUGUUGUUUGUGUGCUCUUAUUUGGAAUGGUAUUUUACUGAUAAAGCAUUCAUAUGGGCAGAGACAACAUAAGGUUAUAGAACAAAUGCAUCAUGAUUUUUAUUCUGCUAUAAUGAAGUUAUGUAUAAUAUUGUUACAGUAGUGGUGUCUCGUGCAUGGUUGGCCCCUAUCAAGGACUUUUGGUAUUACUGACAAACACAAGACACUAAACCAGGUUUCUAAUGGUGGAUUGUUCAAACCCCGAGCACCACCUGUCUGGACCAUAAAUUAUUUUGCUCUCCGCUCCACCUACUUAGUACUUAGCUUUCUGGGUCAUCAAAAUGGAGACCUAUCAGUCUUAAUCAUGUUGUCAACUUAAAUUGCACACAACCAUUAAUAGCCAUGUAGUUCUAGAUGCACAAAUUACUUUAAAUAAAAUAAUUGUACACUUCUGUUAAGGAGAAUUUACACAUUAUAAUAAUAUUUGAUAAUUUUUGGUGGUGAUUGUAAUUGCACCAUUUGAUAAUUGCACGAGUCACAUUUACUGUAAAAGUGCAAAAGUUAUUUGGCAUCAGAGAACAGUUAUUUGUGAUCCAAUUACGAUUUUAAUCCUUGUAGUUUAGAAAAAGUGUUGCAGCAUGUGUCUGUGUGUGAUAGAGAGUGAGACAGAUUGAGAGACAGAAAAAGAGAUUUUUUUAAAUGUAAAUUGGUCUUAGAUGUGAGUGUAACAGAAUACUGCCACUGUCUACUUAGUACAUUUUAUUUGUGACAAUGGUAGCAAUGUACAUGAAUUUUGCUAGAUAAACACUAUCUUUUCAUGAAAUGUGAGUGGUCAUUGAUAUUAACUUUUCUUGGGGGUGUUUUGCCUGUAAAAUAUGUGUCAGAUAUUCAGAAGAGAAGGCUCAAGAUACCACAAAUUCAUGUAUGUUAUCUCACAGGACAUUUGUUAAAAAUGUGUGGUGAUAGUGGGAACGUAACCACUUUGGUUCUAUUAAUCAUAAAAAUGAAUGCGUGGUUACACUUAAUCUCCCAGUUGUUAUUGUUUGUACAAGCCAUGUUGAUGUAUCUGUCAUUUUGUUUGCACAUGAACAGCUUUGUAGGGUAGAUCCCAGAAAAAGCAAAUUAACUGAAAAUGCAAGACUACUAAUUACUGUGUGACUGUAUUUGCGUAAGAACAGCAUAAAUUAAAUAAAGCAAUAUUAUACAUAUGGGUCAAUAAGGUGACAUUUAAAUUUUGUGUCCCAUAUUUUUAUCCAAAAGGAAAAGCACAUACAGUACAGGCAAAACAAAACAAAAAAAAAUAUUAGGCCACCUGUAGUUUUUUAAAAAAUAACUGUAGGGAGAGAAUUCAGUUAAUAUAUGCACAUUCAUUGAAUAAUAAAGUUAGUUCAUGUUUUUUAGCAAUUCCUGCCUACAAUAACACAAAAAGAUGAGCUACAUAAAAGUAAUCUUAGACUUUACUCGAAAUAGCAUCCUUUGGCUUUAAUUACAAUUAAUUAUUGGAAGUGUAUCCAAUCAUUUUGCAAAGUGGGAGGUUCAGGGGUAAUUAAAUUGAGUGAAACCUUAUCUAUCUUAAGUUUUUUAUGUUAGCCUAAUGCCUUCUUUGCCAUAUUUCUUGCAGCUUUAGUGCCUGUUUUACUGAGACUACAAGCCAAUGGUAUUAAGAAACUUUUAAGAAACUUUAGGUACAUAGGAUUUCAGUCAAUUUAACUUCCCCUCCACCUCCCUCCGACCCCAUAUGAAUGGAUGGACUUCCAAUAAGAUGCUUAAUUGUAAUUAAAGCCAAAGGAGGCUAGUUUUAGGAAAGCCGUGUCUAAGAUUAUAAAAAACUCAUGAAGUAAAACUCAUCUAUUUGUGUUAUUGUAGGUAGAAAUUGAAAAAAAAGUUUAUUUUUUGAUUUUUUGUUCCAUAAAUGCACAUAUACAGACAGAAUUGUACUCCUCCUGUUUUUUUUUUUUUUUUUAAACACAGGUGGCCUGCAUUAUAAUACCCUGUACUGUACAUGUGCAGGUAAUAUUGUGUAAUUGGCCAAAGAACAACUCAAGCACCAUUUAAUUUCUCUGGCAUGAUUUUUGUGAGAGUAUAUACUGUACUGUAUGUAACUGUUUCUGUACACUGCAAUAUGAUAAAGAAAUUAUACAGUUGCAAGAAAA
This is a messenger RNA of Anguilla rostrata (American eel), 8385 nucleotides long. Its product is annotated as protein FAM83H-like. Gene Ontology annotation, biological process: signal transduction; protein localization to cytoskeleton; intermediate filament cytoskeleton organization. The transcript is spliced from 6 exons. Gene Ontology annotation, cellular component: keratin filament. The record is from RefSeq and is a predicted model, not a curated record. Bases 293 to 5287 code for a protein of 1664 amino acids. Gene Ontology annotation, molecular function: keratin filament binding; protein kinase binding. NCBI's taxonomy places the organism in Eukaryota, Metazoa, Chordata, Actinopteri, Anguilliformes, Anguillidae.